AUGGGGAGCAAUGUCUCCGUGUUGCUGUAUGCCGAUACGCCGGUGCCGAAUAGCGUAAUAUCGACCCAGCACAAGGUGCGUGCCAGCUCAAACCUCGGCAAUGGCCGCGGUGUGGUGGUGCGGUGCCCGAAGAUAUGCGUCACGGUGGCCGAGAAAGUGAAACACCUGUUACGCGGCAGCGGCUCAGCGAAAGUGGCCUGGGCGGCGAAGCGGGUAUCACCACUCUCAGAGGAGGAGUCGCCCGUCUUGGUCGUGGCGGACUGUGCGGCACCCGGCGCAUUCACCACGUCGAGAUCGUACGUGCCGGUGCUGAACGCCAUCCUCGACUACGUGGAGGCGCACCGAACGGUUCGCGCGGCAUCGGCCGACGCGCACAGCGGCACCAAGGCUGUGUGCCCCAUCGGCAUCGAAUUCGACCCGACGCUGUCCCUUGGGGACCGGCUGAGCCGAAGCGAGGCACGCGCUGCGUUCACGGAGUACUGCAAGCUCUUCCUCACGAACCUUAUCGGCGCGCUGGAAAACGUAGGAAAAGACGUGUCGGUGGUGGCGGGUGGCGUGGUGGCGCCACCGCGGCUCUCCAUCCUCUACCUGGACGCGCGCUCGUGUCGACUCAACGACACGACAGGGCCGUGGCUCGCGUCUUCGCUUAUCAUGCGCGCCGUCCGUCGCACGCGCCCCUACGCGCUUGUGUCCGCCCGCACAAGCACGGCGGGCAGCGGCGAAGAUGGCUUCAUGUCGUACCUCUCGCCAGACGUCAAGGCGGAUAUGGUGUGGGCAUCACUGCAGCACGUUCUGCUGGCGCACAACAACAUGUCCCUCCAGGCCGUCGAGGCAGUGCUGGAGAACCUGCUGGCAGAUGACGCCAUGCACGACGUGCUGCUUCAGCAGCAGGGUGUCGAUGCCAAGGCGCUGAAGUCGAAGGAGGUGAUCAGAGCCCUCACCCAGGACCGCCUGUUCCCUCGCCAGGACUCGCAGCUGCUGCCACAGCUGUAUCUCGUCGAUGUACGCUACAAUCAGUACAGCGAUGCUGAGCUGCAGAGGUUGCAGGGCAAGUCGCCAGCCUCCGUCAGAGGCGAAUCUGCGCGCAGGCCGAUCACCGGCACGGCACCGCCCUCGCAGGUGCCGGUGCCCACACCGGGGCUUGUGCCACUGCGGCAGCCGCGAGAGGUGAGAAGCGAAGUCGCUGGUGUCUCGCCGACCGAAUACGACGACCAGCCAGACCCCGACAACCACCGCUACUCCGCCUACUUCUACGCACGGCCGUCCGUGUCGCAGGCGCAGCGCAGCAACCACAGCCGCGCGCAAGAGUACAUGAAGCUCUCCAACGAAGCCUCCAUUCGCGAGGUCCGGGACGGCCACAAUGGCGCGGCCCCAGACGCCAUCUUCGCAUCACACCCGUCCAACCCCGCCACAUCGUCACGGCCUCACUCCGCGGCGAUGUCACAGCUGAGCAUGACCCCCACCUCCACGGAAUCGGAUCUCCUGUGGGCGAAAAAGGCGUCUGCGGCGACACCGCCUCCGCCCAGCACGAAUGCAAGAGAACGCCGAGAAGUUGCCGCACCGGCGCACGCACCACCGCGAACGCCGUCGUCGCCCCUCACGCCACGCGGUGAGUUGCGCAAGGCGCAGCCGGUGCACCAGCCGUCGGGCAUCCAGGUGCACUCCCGUCAAGCUUCACCCGCAAGCAGCCAACAGGCUUACCUCACCAAGAUGGAUGCCGCUGCGACAGCGACUAAGAGGGGGUCGGAUGGCCUCGUCAUGAACCGCAGCGACCGCCUGUCGCGUAGCAUCUCGCUGCGCUCUGAGGCGCCGUCGACGACCCCCGCCGCGACCUCCCCGACCUCGGGAACGCAGCAGCAGACCGCGAUGCCCACGUCGUCACGUGUGUGGAGCGCUCGCCACCCUACACACUCGCCGUAUCGCGUUGACGCUGUGGAGCCACAGCAGCUCUACAAGGUGCUGACACCCCAGUCGCCCGACAGCGCUGGAGAAGCACCGGCAGCAGCGGCAUCCUCACAUCCGACAGCACCACAGCAGAGCGUGCCAACCGCCCCAUCGCAGGGCUCGUCCACCGUCACGCGUGCAUGCUGUCUGUCAAAGCUGGAGCGUGAGGAGGGCGAGUUGGACGACGCGGAGAUGGAGGUGCACAACCUGCUGCUGCACCAGCACCACCACCUCGACCCCCACUCGCAGCACCACUCGUGGCAGCGCGGCAACGGCGGCGACCACAACCCCAUCAGCAAUAGCGCAGACGACGAGCCGUGGUUAGACGAGGUCUACACGCAGAGUCACCACCGCGGCACCCCGCCGGAGCUCAGCGCCGGUAGUCGGCGGAGGUUCUACGACAUCCCGGCUCUCGCCCCGCCGGAGCUGCCCUUCGCCGCCUCCGCCGCGCGGGUUACUCCCGUCAUGUGGGAAGCCGGUCUGCGCAAGCGACACGAAACCCCAGCGCAGGUGGCCUCGCGGCGGGCGUCCUCAACAUCGUCGCGUCGGCGGCGCAGGUCCAUCUAUGACGGCGUCCAGUCACGCGUCAACUCACAGCGUCAUGUGGGCAACGAGCGGUUGGCGAAGGCAGAGUACGAGGCCGCGACGGCCGCCGAGGCACGGGCUAGGGAAUCGUUGCCCAAGCAAGCGGAGCCGCGUGAAACGGCGGGGCUGAGCAGCCGGCGCGGCGACCCCGUCUCCGCGCGACAGCACCCGGCAUCCCAUCCGAGCCCGUCUCAGCGUGUGGAGAGCGGGAUGAAGUGGGGGCGUGAUUCACCCCUCUCGGAGCUGUCGUCCCCUUCCCCGGCGCCGCAGCGGCCAGCAGCAGCCUCAUCGUGGACGCCAACAAACUCCAACGGCGCAUGGGCAAGCACGCACAGGAGGCGCGUUCAUCCGAACCAUCGUGCAGAUGCGGCGGCAAUGCCUGGCACUGCGCAAGACUCGCCAGCAUGGUGGUGUCAUCACCCAUCCACGACAACGUCGGCGAUCACCACCGUCAAACGCCGCCUGUCGACAGCGGAGCCGCCGCACAUCGUGCCGCGAGGGACCGUGACCAGUCGGCUGCGCAAGGUGACGAGUCACCGUCAACGCCACUUUUCCGAUGUGGAAGAGCGAGAGAACACCUACUAUGCCAGAAACUGGCAGCCGCGAACCACUUUUCGGACGGCUAGUGUCACGGCUUCCAUGCGCACGCCGCGGGCCAAUCCUCUCGAGAUGGCGGCGGUGCUGCAAGAGCAGAAGCAGCGCACGUCGGCCGACCCCCACCGCGACAGUGACAGCAGCGCGUACAGCGCAGCGAUGAUGAUGGAGACUUCGCCGCUGCGGCGCGGAGACACGGCACCUCAGCGGGAGUGGAAGUCGUCUGUGCACGCCACCAGUCGCGACAGGAGCGUAGUCCCGAUGUUCGUGUCAUCGCAUCACUCGCCGUACGGCGCCGCAGACGCGUCGACACCCAAGUACAACGAGAAGGGUGUUGAGCUGGUGCACAAGAAGCUGCGCACGCUGCGCACGGGCGGCAGACUGAACUAG
Molecule: messenger RNA, 3513 nt
Organism: Leishmania mexicana MHOM/GT/2001/U1103
Lineage: Eukaryota; Euglenozoa; Kinetoplastea; Trypanosomatida; Trypanosomatidae
Exons: 1
Coding region: 1-3513 (1170 amino acids)
Source: RefSeq, a predicted model, not a curated record